GAACGCAUCAAAAUAAAUUCUGACAGUACUUUCUCACACGGUCGCGAGACAGACAAUCAUUACUCACCAUGCGAAGGAUGGCGGAGGAGAUACAACCUAUCAAGGAGCAGAGCUCCUGGAUAUUAAGUUGGCUUCCCUCUUGGUGUCCCACCUCUCCCUCUCAGCUGAAAGAUGCAGAAGAAAAAAUGCUCAAGAGUGUAAAGAGGCCUUUCUCCAGGCAGCAUGUCCGGAUAUCCAGCGACAACUAUCUGUGGACGGUAGCGUUUUCCACUCAGCCGCAGCCAUGCUCCCCGUCUUGCCCUCAGCCCCCUGCCCAGCAAAGGCCUCCUCUGGUUCUUCUGCAUGGCUUUGGGGGUGGAGUUGCACUUUGGGCCCAAAACCUGGACUCUCUCUCCAGCAGUGGGCCGGUCUACGCCUUGGACUUGCUGGGCUUCGGCAGGAGCAGCCGUCCCCAGUUCAGCACUGACCCAGAGGGGGCUGAGGAGCAGUUCUUGGCGGCCCUGGAGGAGUGGAGGGAGAAGGUAGGACUGGAGGAAAUGGUGCUGCUGGGACAUAACCUCGGAGGAUACCUGUCUGCUGCCUACACUCUCAAACACCCACACAGGGUAAAACAACUGCUUCUGGUGGAACCUUGGGGGUUUCCAGCGCGUCCUGAGAACCCCAACCACAACUCCAUCCCAGUGUGGAUCAGAGCCAUGGGGGCUGUCAUGAGCCCCUUCAACCCUCUGGCUGGACUCAGACUGGCUGGGCCUCUAGGUCCAAUGCUGGUCCAGACCAUCAGGUCUGAUUUCAAGCAGAAAUACUCCUCUGUGUUUGAUGACAACACUGUAUCUGAUUAUAUCUACCACCUGAAUGCCCAGACUCCAAGCGGAGAGACAGCCUUUAAGAAUAUGACCAUCCCCUACGGCUGGGCUAAGAGGCCUAUGCUGGAGAGGAUCGGGCAGGUCCAGGCUGACAUUCCCAUCUCCUUCAUCUAUGGAUCACGCUCCAGCAUUGACAGUGACUCUGGAUACGCUUUCAAAGAAAACAGACCAGAUGUGGAAAUAACAGUGAUCAGAGGAGCGGGCCAUUACGUGUUUGCCGACCAGCCAGAUGACUUCAACCAGGUAGUCCUUCAGAUCCUCGCCAGGACGGAGAAGAAAAGUGCAGAUGAAGGAAGGAAGCAGUGAGAGUUCCUUUGUUCGGACAGCGCACAAAUUUAUUACACAACCACAAGAGUUCAACUGUAAGCCUCUUUAUCAUGCACUUUACCCAUCGCGACUGAAGACACUUUAGUCAUCAUUCCAAACUCAGGCACUCUCCAAGGCUUGAGGUCAAAGGUCAGAUGGUGCCACACAGAUCUUUAUCCAGCCUCGUGUAAAUAAGUUUUGUAAAUAAAUAUGAGAUGCAGUCUG
This is a messenger RNA of Lates calcarifer (barramundi perch), 1394 nucleotides long. RefSeq names its product 1-acylglycerol-3-phosphate O-acyltransferase ABHD5. The transcript has 7 exons. Gene Ontology annotation, cellular component: lipid droplet. The record is from RefSeq and is a predicted model, not a curated record. Lineage: Eukaryota; Metazoa; Chordata; Actinopteri; Centropomidae. The coding region runs from base 69 to 1169 and encodes 366 amino acids. Gene Ontology annotation, biological process: negative regulation of triglyceride storage; positive regulation of triglyceride catabolic process.